This is a messenger RNA of Porites lobata, 9147 nucleotides long. NCBI's taxonomy places the organism in Eukaryota, Metazoa, Cnidaria, Anthozoa, Scleractinia, Poritidae. The record is from the annotation of a GenBank genome assembly.
AUGGCGCUUCACUACCAAGAUGUCUCCUUAAAAGCGCGAAGGCGUACAAGGUUAGAAUCUAUUGUUAUUGGGGCGCUGAUAACAGGCGGUAUCGCUUGUCUUGUCGCUGGAAUUGUACUCAUGGUAAGGGCAAAUACGAAAAAGGACACAUUGCAGUGCCCACCACUUAAAGUUGCUCGAGCAAUUAACCUUGAUUGUGGAUACUCAGCAGAAGCUAGACGCUCGGGGCUAGAAAGGUUUUUGCUCGAAGCGCAAGAAAAAUUUUAUGAGCUUUUACCGCACAAGAUCGCUUUUAAGCCGGGCGUGACCCCAAAUGAAAUCCGGCAACGUUACAGAAGCUACGAUUCAACUCCGGCGCGAAUCAAAUUUGUCACAGAUGAGAUUGUCAAGCUGACCAAACGACUCGAAAACAUGGAUAUCAAAGAGAACAAACUGAAUCUGCGAGAAAAGCGUGCCAAGGCUCAGUUAUCCCAUUGGAUGAGGCAUAUGUUUCCCUAUGGCGUCCCUUUCGCUUAUGAUUACUAUUCUGGCGACUGGCUGAUGGGCCCAAAUAUUUUCUGCUGGUCUUCAAUUUGCUUUUUGCCUCUGGACGUCGACAAAGCUCUGCCUCAUUUUCAGCCUUCGACGGUGGAGGAAAUGGAGACUGUUAGAGAAAAACUGAUGGAAAUCAACGAGACAUUUGCACAGUUCGUUGAAAACAUGAAGUUGGGGGUUGCAAGUGGAAUGGUUCGUACCGUUGAAGAAUGCAAGGCAGGUUUUGACGGACUGAGAGGAGCGUUCAGGGAUAUCGAUAUUAAAGGACCAUCAGGUAAGGGGAAUAAGUAUUUACCCUAGUUAACAUGAUUAAAUAAUUGUCAUAUAUGCUACUUAUCGUUUAUUAUUGGCCAUUGAGGGCAACACGAGUGAUAUAACCGAAAAAGACUGAAUUAAGGAAGAACGCCUUCGUUCGCAAAAAAAAAAAAAACAACAACAACGACAACAACAAAAAAACAUCUAUAAGGUUAUAGUUAUAGAUUUGUUGGAACUUGCACGACGAUAUGUUAUGAGAUGGACGUGGGGCAAGCAAACAGCCAUUCUUCGGCAGGGUGAUAUACUUAUCUACAUUUCCAAACGAGCUUUCCCCUUAUAGUACGGUAGCAUAAAUAUUUGCUUUUCACUUAACGCAGUCACUUUUGAGGAUGUUAUUUCAGUUUUGCUUCUGCAGUUUUGAUACAAAGUUGUGCAGUCAGAAAAAAAUACUGCUUUUUCUCCUCUUCUUUUUGCAAUAAGCAAUCGUUUAUUUUACCGAUAUCUACUGAUUAUCCCGCACAAUUCGAAUUAUUAGUUAGUCUAAGAGCUACAAGUAGCCGAAAACAAAUUAUAAGAUUCUUUAUUAUCAAGUUCCCCCGGUGAGUGUUCUGAAUGAUCAAGGCAGGAAAAAAUACAAGUGACGAUGAUUUGAAUGUUUAAUAAGGGGUAAAGUUGACUUAGCAUAUUAAUGUAACGUCAACUACUGUAGUUUUUUGAGAAGAUAUUGCCAGAACUUAUUCCUUAUUUUGAGUUCCUUAAUUUAUGUUUUUUUCAGUUAACGAUUUUUUUUCUACAAAAUAAAGAACAGGUGAAUACGUUUACUUUUACUAACCAUUCAGUUAAAGCACAGGGACCUUUUUUGAGGUUCAAUGUUUCAGUUACACAAAGUGCAAAAGCUUAAUCUUGGUCUGCGUAAUUCAGAUCCUGCGCAAAGCAUUGUUCAACAAAUUUGUUUGUUCUGCACAGUUCAAUGCAAGAGAGGAUAAUGUCUCUCUAGGAAAUAUCAUAGCAAGGGUUUAUAUGUGGAAAAUAAGAAAGGGAACGGACAUUUCUUAUCUUUAGCAGUGAGAUAAGAAUUGAAUGAUAAAGGGGGAAAGACAGAACCAAAAAAUGAAAUUAUUUUACUUAUCAAAAUAUUUUCUUUCACUGAAGAGGAAUCAUGGGCUAUUCACUAGGAAAUGAGGAACAAUGUUGCAGGAAAUAUUAAUUGAAUAAUGUCAACUCAGUAGCAAUAAUGAUAUUGAAGGACUACAAUUGAACAGCUGCCUGCGGCCUGGAGUAUACUGUACGUCCGGUUUGCACUUUAGUUCACAAACAAAGUGAAGUAAUAAAGCAACACUGAAAUGCAUUCAUGAAUUGUUUUACCGUUGUAAAAAGUUGUUUUCGCACUGUUAGUCAGUCUCAGCAGUUUCUUAUUAUUAAAAGUACGAGUAUAAGGAAAAGGAAGUGCCCUUUGAACAAUAGAAGUCAUAUAAAAAAUUGACAUCUUCCGAAUGUAAGUAGUAUUGACCACAGAGAGAACAAUUUUUUUCACCACCUUCGUACAUCAUGAGAGUCAGUCAAGUUCAUUGUUUAAUCCGUUCAUAAAAAUUGUCAAGCAAAUAAAUUCUCUCUUUUUGUGAAAUUUAGCCAUCUGAAACGGUCACCGCAAAUUGACACCUGGCAAUGGGUUCAUCUGAUUAACUAAAAAGUAUUUUCGCGUUUGACUGGCAGAAUCAAGGUAAACCCGGGCGCUGAAGUAAAAAGUAUAAAUAUAUAGUUUCUGUGCAUACUUUAUUAAUCUUCCUAUCAAAAUAAUAUUUUGCGUGUAACACUUAAUAGUGACGUAACAUGUAAUCAUUUUUAUGAGCAGACUUUGAGGGUGAUAACGUCACAUUUUUAUCUCAACUGUUUAUUCGAAUGAAGAACGUUGGUCAAUUGGAAAUCACUCUAACACCUGAGCUUUGCGUCUUUGUGCAAAAAAAGAAAUAUGUAUUUAAAAAAUGGUUACAAGAAAAACCUUUUAAAAAUACGUUAUGUGAUUUUGCGAGAGAUGAACUAAAUUGGAACUGAUUUGCACUUUUCAAAUUGCAGCACUACUUAUAACCUCUGUCUGUCUCCGCCCCGCCCAGGAUAUAGUUCGACCUUCUUGGCCACGCAUCUCACCUUCGCUUAUAUGGCCUAUUAUAAUGAAAUGGUACCCGUGUUAAAAAAUAAAUAUUCUACCAUGUAUUUUUGUCAUGAGGUAUUUUAAGGGUCUAAGGGCCUCUCCACUUGAGCCCUGAACAUGAGAUCUCAGAAGGCGGGCCAGCCAGAUCAACCAGGCUCGUGUUAAGAAGCCUAAGUUAAGUUUCCAAACCUUUGGCAAAAAAUAAGACAGCGUAAUUAUAAAGUCAACCAACUACUACAGCAGCAACAAUCUUUAUUGUACCAUCAGUAAGAUUUUUUUACAAAAAAAUUAAAGGAAUAACUUAAGUAUAAUAAAUAAUACUAUUAUGACGUGCCUGUCCACUCAUCUCCACCCUAGGUAAGAAAUGUGAGGCUCUGUGAGGAUCUUCUGAGGGCGUUUCCCGAUGUGUAGUCUAUAUCGGAAAUGUAUAAAUAUUGGAGUCAUAGAAAAGAGUUGAGAAAGCCUUUAAAAUUUGUAAUGUAACUCGUGCCAUCUUAAACUCACAGGAAUACUUGACGCUUACUUCAUGAAGAAAAUUCUCGCCGAUGAUUUUCUGUCCUUGAUGAAGGAAAAAGAAUUAGACAUGUGGAUAAUGGCACAUGGCAAAUCAGUGAACGAGUCGUUGAAGCAGUGGGUCAUUGAGUACGUUGGUAAACCCAUUCAUCACGUUUUGAGGUAAGUUGAUAAGAAGGAAGAUACUGUCUUCUUCUAAGUAAUUGUAUGCAACGGAAAUGAUUUCGAGCUUGAAGUUGAUGUUGCUGUCACCUGGAGGCCCAAUUGUUCAAAGGCCGAUUAGAGCUAGCCUGGGGAUAUUUUUACGGGUGGUUAGGGCCCAUUGGAAUUUCAUCUCAACGAAACUGUUAACUGCUUUCAGGUACCAUAUGAUGCUUUAUGCUUGCGGUAACUGGGUUGGGAUUGCGAAGCAGUCACGGCAAUGAAAUGAGAGUUGUGGAUCCCCUAAAUUAAUAGGGAUACUUUCUUGGAUCCGAUAAGCCCUGCGAAAAUCGCACUAAGAAAGAAAAGAGAGGGAAAAAAUAGAUAGAGCGAGCAGGAGAAAGAAAGAAUAAAAAAGAAAUAAACAGUAGUAGCACUCUUACAAGGUAGUUAUUAUCUUAGCUACUUUGAACAUUUUGAACAAAAAAAAACUGCUUUACGGGAGAGGUCUAUUUUAGCAGUGGCGUUGUUAUUUAAAAUCGAGCUAGAUAUAAAAUAACAGUAUAAAACCGAUUCUCAGUUCUCUUAUAUUCUAGGUACGUCGAAAAGGAACAUUCACAGUAUUGCGUCCCAAGUAACAUAUCUAGCGGUUUAGCCACAUUACCGUUGGACUAUGUUUACAUUCACGGCAAAAAGACCAGUCAAAAGACAUCAAAACGUCUCCCCACAGGCGAAAAACUCAACGGGAAGACAACUUAUCUAAAGCUUCUGCAAUACUUUACCACUACCGAGAAGACCCCCGAUGAAAUCUACCGACUAGGUUGGUCAAUCAUAAAUCGAAGUUAUCCAGAGGUAAGGAAUUAACCAUACCCCAAUAUAAUUUUAUAAGUAGAUUUUAGUAUUGAGACCUAUUGAGAAUACUGUAAAAUAUGAUGAACAUACAGCACGUCGGUAAAUAAUUAUAUACCAUCAUUCUGAUCCUUGUCAUCAUCAUCAUCUUCAUGACCACAGGGGCUCCAAGGGCUAAUUAUCAUCAUCUUUGCCGUGGUCAUCAUCAUCAUCAUCAUCAUCAUCAUCAUCGUCAUCGUCAUCGUCAUCGUCAUCGUCAUCGUCAUCGUCAUCGUCAUCGUCAUCGUCAUCGUCAUCGUCAUCGUCAUCGUCAUCGUCAUCGUCAUCGUCAUCGUCAUCGUCAUCGUCAUCGUCAUCGUCAUCAUCAUCAUCGUCGUAGUCAUCGUCAUCGUCAUCAUCUUUAACAUUAUCUUUGCCAUGAUCAUCAUUAUCAUCAUCACCGUACCAUCAUCAUCAUCAACAUCACACCACCACCACCACUACCACUACCAUCAUCAUCAUCGUCUUCACCAUUAUCGUCGUUUAACAUCAUCCCCAUCAUCCUAAUCAUGGUCUUCAUCACUCCUGUCACUGAGAAAUGUUAUCAUCAUCAUCAUCAUCAUCUCAUCAGUUGUUUUAUUUAGUAAUUAUAUAAGGAAAAUGUUCAUCUGACAGUGUAACAUUCUCUCUUUUUUAUAAGGUUCUAAACUUGACGCGACACGUCACCCUUGAAAACAAUACUCAAACUGCAAAGGAAAAGUUCAUUAAAAUAUUGAACCGAUCAGAAAUGUUUUAUAACGAGCAAGAAAUUCCAGUGAGUGAAUCCAAUGAAAGUGCCUACAAGUUGUGCAGUUCAAUUAGUGGUGCAAAGAAGUACUGCCCAAUCCGCUGGAAUGCCAUGCAAAAUUGGUUUGCGCAUGCUCGAGAGGUAAAAUCUCUAGGAUAACUAAGGUGUCGAUAAAAGACAUAAAAGGGAGUGAUUAACUCAGUCAACUCUGAAACCAAAUCUAUGUCAACACAUUUGUACAGACCAGUAGAUAUUAAGACACGAUUUAAAGCGUUUUCUUCCGGAAAAGUCGAAGGUAGUGUGUUAAAUGAAAAGGAGCAAAUCUAAGUAAACUAAAUGUUAUCGGAAUGUCGAAAAUAUUAUUCGAGUUUGGUUUGUGUUUUUUUUAGUCUUUCUCCCCCUCAAAAAGGAAACGCCAUGACAGCGUACAGUGUAGAAGAUCGUACCCCGGGUCAUGUAUCCCUGGUUGGCUAUAUGUUACUCAUUCUAAUUUUCAGUGUUAUGUUGGUUAUAAGAAGCAUCUUGUACGUGGGGCGAGCCUUUGCCCUAUUUAUAUGUAAAAAAAGGUUAAGGCAGGUACGAGCCAAAGGUUCAAACGGCCGAAGCUUACCUGGUUUCCUUAGCAUGAAGCAUGCCUAGGAGUAUUCUCCUCCCUAGACGGUACGCUAGUCCAUCGCAGGGUUAACUCCCCACCCCUUCCCUGCCCCCAAGCAGUAUGUCGCCGUUACCCAGUUAUACACCUGGCCCUGGUUGUUCAAAUGUUGGAUAGCGCUAUCCACCGGAUAAAUCAAUAUGCAGCGGAUGAGUAUUUGGGAAAACAACUGCGUUAUCCAUGCUGGAUAGAUUUUUAUCCUGUGGAUAGUGCUAUCCAACGGUUGAACUACUAAGCCUUGGGUGAAAGGAGACAAAGUGGAGUAAAAAUUCUUGUCUAAGGAGAAAAAACGACGGACGAGAUUUGAACUCCAGUCCUCCAGAUCUGGAGUUCGAGGUGUUAGCGGCUCGUUCACACGCGCCUCCACUUUUUAUCUGUUGCCUUGACAAAAUUGUUCUCCUAAGAGGAGGAUGGCUUAACAAAACGUUCAAAAGUACACCUCUCGAUGAAAGGAAAUUACUUCUUUAUUAGGCAUAGCAAGCUUCACAACACAUCGUUAUGAAUUGACAUAACGAUAAGGUUUUUGAACGCUGAGUAAAUUUUUCUCCCUCCUGCCUCUGAGGAGCUUGUCUAAAUACCACACAGCUUAAGAAAAAAGAAAUGUCUUUUUAUAACUGACUCUGAUUGUGGUUCAUUUUAUAGAUUAUGGCCACACUUGACCCGAAGACCAUUGAUAUGUUUCAUUUUACUGGCUCGUACCAGUCCACUCCAAACUGUCCUGUUGAGCUCAUUCCAAACUUCAAUCCAUCUUCUGCUGCACCAACCUUUCAAGAAAGUGACUCUGUUUGCUCCAAGCCUCCAGUGUAUACUAUACCAUUCUUUAUGCAAAGACCUGGGCCCAAGAAUGAGGAAUGGACCAUAAACGCUCACGAGGCGAGGCCAGGACACUACACACAGGUGGGUUAAAUAAAAAAUAUAUAUAUUUCCUAGUUUCCUCUCAUUUCCUCUCUGUUCUCGAAACUUUAUUGAGGAAAUUAAUUUGUCUCUUGCACAAAGGAAACGUAUUUGUUUUUUUUGGCUCUGAUUUCGCGGUUGUACUUCUGAAAAGAUAGCUGAAUGCUCGGUUCACUGCAAAGUGUUAUUACUGUAAUUGAACUCUAUGCAUUCAGACUUGUAUUUUUCGGACACCCUCGGAAUCCUCGCUAUAGUGACUGCUUUUCUAACCAACAAUCCUGAUCAUUUCCAGCAACGUAAAAUUAGGACAAGAGACAUUUAAAUUUUUAAUUUAUUUUAGAGCCAAGGAUAUGUAGAGCACUUUCAGGACAGCUGUUUGGACCCUAUUUCGUGGAUUCAGCGUAACACCUUUUUCCUGGAGUUUUCUGAAGGAUGGGCUCUUUACGCCGAAAGUCCGCUGAUAUCAAAAUACACGGACACCUACGAUGAUGAUCCGCUGACCAAGUAUGGCAUGCUGAAGUGGCAGGUAUUGCAUUUUCAUUAAUAUCUACCUUAGUUAGGAAGGGCAACGAACUUAUUGCCUCUUCAUUUAACUUGCGCUACAAAACGUUAAUUCUUCUAACGUUGAGUUUGUGAGAAACCCAAAUAAAGGCAGUUAAGUUGGGUACGAUUUUGCCCCUUGACGGGGGUGCCUCACGCUAUUUGCCAUCUUUUUAAAAAACUACAUUGUACGUCGCAUCAGCAAGGAUGGACAUGGAUUAUAACUUAAAAAAAAAUUGGGCCGACGUUUUCAAGUUUUAAUGUUAUACCUGAGAAAACGACCGAAAAAACUAUUAUUGUUAAAUACUCCCUGAUUAAAUAAUUAUGUUGAAUGGCUUCUUCUUGAAUAAACAGGAGCAUUUUUUUGUAUAGGUAAAUGUACUAAGUAAUGACUUCAGAACAUAAUUGACCUAAAACACUCUCUAAAACAGCGAUAUUCUCAGUAUAUAGCUCCUACGUACCUCUCAACCUUUCUUAGAAGACUUUUGUUGCUUUUGCCUCUUUUAAUGUGUGUAUAUAUCUUUAUGAUAGAGUGAUAUUAAUUAUUGUAUUUAUUAUUAUAUCAAUAGCUUCAUAUUUUUUCAAUCGCUUCAGAUUUGGCGCGCCUUGCGGUUAAUAGUCGACACGGGACUGCAUUUCAAAGGCAAGUCACGUGACUGGGCUUUACAGAUUUUUGCCGAUUAUGCUUGGGACACUAGUGACAAAGUCGUUAAAGAAGUGACACGCUAUCAAAGCAUCCCGGGACAGGCUGUGACGUACACGCUUGGGCAACUGUCAAUCAUGGAGCUAAGAGAAGAAGCAGAAAAAGCACUGGGAACAAAAUUCAAUUCCAAGGACUUUCACUUUCAGGUUAAUUUUAAUUUACUUUUAGAGAGACGCUGUGACGUCGUUUCUAGUUUCCAAUGACCCCAGAGUAUGGUGAACGUGAAUUAUUGCUCGUUAAAAACGAGUUCAGAAAUAAAAACGCGUCAUGGAUUGAUUAAAAAUGUUAGGUUUCGUAUAGUUCAUCGAACAGUCUUGGUUUAAGAUUUAUCUUUAAAACUAAAUAUCAACACGAACUGAAAGAGCAGUUCAAAAAAAUGUAACCUUUAAAUUUUCAGGCGAAAAUUAGAAGGAUUUGUGUGGAAAAACAACUCUCCACCAAGUCACGCUUAAGUGGUUUUCCAUACAAAUCCUUGUAAAUUUCAAUUUUUCAAACUGUGGUAACACCUUUCCUUAAGAAUUACGGGGAUCCAGUCUCCUUUUUAUUCGUAACGGGUAGUUUGAGUCCUUAAAUGCGAAAAGGAAAGAGCUUACGUUAGUUGAGAAAUUUCAAAAUUUCCAAGGAUUUGUACCGAAAACCACUGAAGCGUGACAGGGUGACAAGAGCUGUUUUUCUCAUACAAAUCCUUCUAAUUUUCGGCGGCCCUUGUAAACGCUACUUUUGAGCUAUAUUGCUGAAAAUUAACAGGUUACCUAAUUUUUUUUCAGGUCCUGCUAACAAAAUUUUCCAAAAGCGAACUAUUUUCGUGUUUACAGAAAGUUGACCCCGUGAUCAACUAGUGCAUAAGGCCUAUUGAUUAACUAAAAAAAUAGUUAAAAAAUAUCCACUGAAUAACUGCUCUUCCUUUAUUUUACUUCAUGUAUAGUUUCUCCUUUGUAUCUCUAUCUAUUUAGGUGUUAAGGCGUGGUCCUUCUCCUCUGAAGUAUCUCAAAGAUAGCAUUCGGAAGUAUAUAAGCUGUGUACAAAAUGCCUUGAGUCAUCCAGAUUGUGAUGAAAUUCUGCGAGCUCCAGCGAAACAGGGCAGUAUGCUGAGUAAGCAGAAUGUUGAGCAGGAGGUUCAGCAUUAUCAUCAUUCCUUCAAAGUAUUUUAA